AUGAACCUCUUGUGCCUCACCCUCACCAUCAAUAAGCCAAAGAAGAAAGAAUCGUCUUUCAACUUCAUCCGCCUCCACCCUAAACCACAUAUCGAACCCCUCGUUACACCGCCUGCUACUCCUACAAUAAGCGAAUUCUCCAUUGGUUAUAACGGAUAUCGAUAUUCCUACACCCGCGUAGGAAACCCUACGCUAGUGGAGGACGCCCACGCCGUGUUAAACGGUGCAGCCGAUUACCUAUUGGGUGACGAUGAAGUACUUGUCGACGUCGAUGGCAUCCAUGGCAUUGACCAGGGUCUUGCCAACGCCGUAGCCUCAUCUGCCCUCGACAUUAGCGUUGCUUUGCAAACCGACAGCGGGAACACACCGGAUAUUUUCCUACCCCAGCUUCGCACCCAAGUUCCUGUUGCUCCAUUCAUACCGCUGAACAACAACGAAGUUCUGCAUGCCACUGCUACAGCUCCUCUUCAGUGUCCUCAAGGAUGCGCUGGUACUUUUCGUCGCCGUGAAGAGUACCGCCGUCAUAUGAAGAAGCAUAACGGCCCCUUCUUUCCCUGCACUCAUCCUCACUGUAGCAAGAUGUUCUAUCGCCAGGACAAGCUGCGUGAUCAUUUUAACAAAGGCCAUUAGAUGGGAUUGCUUGUACGGGACAGACAUCUCCAUCAUCGCUGGGAGGCUGCCUAGCUAAUGUCAAUGGCUUGGCUUGACAAUGAGAUUAUACCGAAUGCAAAGGAGGUCAAAUUGGCAGAGCA
Molecule: messenger RNA, 752 nt
Organism: Alternaria rosae
Lineage: Eukaryota; Fungi; Ascomycota; Dothideomycetes; Pleosporales; Pleosporaceae
Exons: 2
Coding region: 1-630 (209 amino acids)
Source: RefSeq, a predicted model, not a curated record